UUGUGGGUGUGUCUUCUCCACAGGUGCUGCGAGUGGCUGAGAUGCUGUGGUGGAGGGGAGCCCAGGCCCCGGACGGUCUGGUUGGGGCACCCGGAGAAGAGGGACCAGAGGUACCCUCGAAAUGUCAUCAACAACCAGAAGUACAACUUCUUCACCUUUCUUCCUGGGGUGCUGUUUAACCAGUUCAAAUACUUUUUCAACCUCUAUUUCCUACUUCUCGCCUGCUCCCAGUUUGUUCCGGAGAUGAGACUCGGGGCGCUGUACACCUACUGGGUCCCCCUGGGCUUCGUGCUGGCCGUCACCAUCAUCCGCGAGGCCGUGGAGGAGAUCCGAUGCUACGUGCGGGACAAGGAAGUCAACUCGCAGGUCUACAGCCGGCUCACAGCAAGAGGGACGGUGAAGGUGAAGAGUUCCAGCAUCCAAGUCGGAGAUCUAAUCAUUGUUGAAAAGAACCAGCGGGUCCCUGCUGACAUGAUCUUCCUGAGGACGUCAGAAAAAAACGGGUCCUGCUUCCUGCGGACGGAUCAGCUGGACGGGGAGACAGACUGGAAGCUGCGACUCCCUGUGGCCUGCACGCAGAGGCUCCCCACUGCCUCU
Talpa occidentalis (Iberian mole) is the source of this 597-nucleotide messenger RNA. RefSeq names its product probable phospholipid-transporting ATPase IIA. The record is from RefSeq and is a predicted model, not a curated record. The annotation marks the transcript as partial. Gene Ontology annotation, molecular function: ATPase-coupled intramembrane lipid carrier activity. Gene Ontology annotation, cellular component: endosome; plasma membrane; trans-Golgi network. NCBI's taxonomy places the organism in Eukaryota, Metazoa, Chordata, Mammalia, Eulipotyphla, Talpidae. The transcript has 6 exons. Gene Ontology annotation, biological process: endocytosis; phospholipid translocation; retrograde vesicle-mediated transport, Golgi to endoplasmic reticulum.